AUGGAGGAGCUGGCGUUGACCACGGACGUCGAUGGAUACAGCUGCAUGCCAGGUGUAGAGACAAACCUGGGCGAGCUUUUGACCACAGCUGCUUUGGCAAAGCCCCAAGGCAUCUGCUUGGAGACGCAGGAAGGCUGCUAUACUUUUCUUCAGGUGGCUCAGAUGGCAGAUGCAAUCCGCAAAGUCCUGCGAAAAGCUUUGCAAAGCCUCGAGUUGCCGACAUGUGGAGCUUUUGACCCCAGCUCACCGGACGCACACACGCGGCGAGCCGAUGAGCACGUGGUGACCAUCGUGCUGGAGCGAGGCGUCCAGAGCAUCGCAGCUGUGCAUGCCGUGCUGCUUGAGGGUUGUGCCUACAACGCCUUCGACGUCGGGGAGCCGGUUGAGAAGCUGCAGAGCUGGGUUGAGGUGUCGCAGCCUCCUAUCAUGAUCACGAACGAAUCGACGAUGCGGCGGCUGAACAUCACAAAUGUGGCAGCGACCCUGGGCGGGUUCCCGCGCAUGGUGCUGGACGUGGACCUCGCUCUGAGGAAGGCAAGCAGCACGGCCCUUCCUCUGCGACCAGCCCAUGCCCCAGCGGACCUGGACAGGUUAGCCUACCUGAUCUUCACCAGCGGCUCCACGGGCAAGCCGAAAGCAGUCAUGAUCCGACACAAGAGCGCCCUGAACGUCGUGCGCAUUUGGGGCAGGUACGUGGGCCUGAACGAGCAAGAUCGCUUCGCACAGGUUGCUUCCAUGUCCUGGGAUGUUCACGUCAUCGAGGUCUACGGCACGAUGGCUGCCAGGGCCACCAGCGUGACGUGCCCGGAUCUCGUGAAGAAGAGUGGCCCGGACAUGCAGGUUUGGCUGAAGGAGAAGCAGAUCUCCGGAAUGAGCGUCGUGCCCUCGCACCUGCGCACCAUGGCGGGCGGAGGAGCCAAAGAUGUGUCCAGAACAGCCGCUGGGCUGCCUGAUCUGCGCAUCCUGGAUGUUGGGGGGGAGGCCUUGGGCGCCGACGUCGUGGACACCUGGGCGCCUGGGCGCAGGCUCUUCAACAGCUAUGGGCCUUCGGAGAUUUCCGUGGUUUGCACUGGGGGGUAUGUCCAGAGCGGCGAUGCGAUCACGAUCGGAGCACAGUUGCCCACCUACGACUGCUACAUCCUGGACCCAGAGACCAUGGAGGUGAAGCCCGAAGGCGAGCGAGGCGUCCUCUUCGUGGGAGGCAUUGGCUUGGCUCGCGGAUAUCUGGAAGAGGAGGAGAAGACGAGGCAGAAGUUCAUCGAGCUGCCUGGCAUCGGCCGCGUCUACAACACCGGAGACCUUGCUUCGCGUGCCGAUGACGGGCGCAUCCACUACCACGGACGCGUGGACUGGCAGGUGAAGGUUCGUGGGAUCCGGAUCGAGCUGGAAGCCCUGGAGCAGGCGAUCACGGAGCUGCCGGCAGUGAAGCAUUGCGAGGCCCGCGUCCUGGACGCCGGGCAGAGACUGGUUCUGCUGGCCUCGGGUUCGGCGGAGCUUUCGGAGGCGGAGCUCAAGGCCACGGCUGCAGCUCUGGGCCGCGGCUACGUGCUGAGCCAGGUGAAGGUCGUCGAGAACGACGCCUGGAAGUUCAACACCUCCGGCAAGCUCCUGCGCAACGCCGUGCCGCUGGAUGCGGAAGGCGCUGACGCCGAAGCGACCAAGAAGGAUGCAUGGGAGAGCUUCGUGAAGGACGGCGCCAGCGAGCUGGAGAGGGAGAUUGCCGCCUGCCUGGCACCCCAGCUCAGCAACGUGGAGCAGUGGGACUGCAACUCCCACUUCAUGGAGGACCUGGGCGUGGAUUCCGGAGGCUUCGGGCGUCUCAUUUCCCAGAUGCGUGCAAGGCCUUCAUUGCAGCAGGUGGAUUUGCAGCUGCUUUUCGAGCAUCCUACAGUGCGGUCGCUGGCCGCUGCGCUGGCUCUGUCGGGCGACGACUCCGACUCUGACCACGAAGGUGGCGCUGAGAUCGCUGAGGGAUUGGUGCAUGACUUCAUGGCCCGCUUGGAGGAAAUGCCCCAUGUGAUUUGCGCCGAGUCUGGCUGCCAAAGCAUCAGCUACCAUCAGUUGUCUAAGCUGUCAGCUUCGUACCAGCAGCUGCUUCAUCAGAGGAAGCAUGAGCCAUCCGGAUCCGGGUGCGUGGCCAUCUGCUUGGAGCUUCCGGGCAGGCUUGCGGCUAUGCUGGCUGCCGCCAGGGAGGGCCGCACUUUCUGCAUCUUGGAUUCGAGCAGCAGUGAUCUCUCCUUGCUGGAGCAGCUCCGAGUGGCGAAGCCGCAGAUGCUCUUGGCCAGAAGGGCGGAGAUGGCAGAGGCCCGGUGGACAUGCCUGGAGCAGCACUGCAAGCUUGCCGACGUCGUCUGCGUGGAUGUGGGCUCCCCCUCUCUCCAGUCGAAGAUGCCGAAGCAGCGGGCCUCGGCACAAGUUGCCUGCAUCGCCUUCGAAGAGACGAGCGAUGGGCUCCGAGCGCUGCCUGCAUCCGAAGCCGAGCUGCAGCAGGCCUCCGCUUCGUGGCGGCUGCAUGUGGACCGCACGACCCGCGUGCUCUGCAGCCUGAAAGCGGGCAGCGUCGGAGGUUUGGGUGUAGCCUGGGCUUGCCUGACAGCCGGAGCCACGCUUCUGGCUCCCUCGGAGCAGCUCUUGCAGAAGCUCUGCGUGAGCCGUGCCACGAUCCUGGUCUGCAAGCCGGAAGACUUGGAGACCGCCAGCUCGGAAGCCGGGCACGCUCGGCCAGAGACUUUGUCUGCCGUGUGCCUGCAGGACCUGGGCGCAGAGAUGCCGGCGCUCCGCUGGGCACCCAGCCAUCUCCGCGUGAUGCGCGUCGGAACGGCCUGGACCACCGCGGCGCCCAGCCUGGCUCCCACUCCCGAGCUCCGGCACGGGGCCUCGAUGGAGAGUGCAGCGUCGAGGGCCUGGCGAGCCGCUGGCUCCUCGCUGUCCAUUGCCUCGACUCUGGCUGGCUACGUCUUGGGCCAGACUGCAGAAGAGCCUGCGGACUCCUUCGGACCUAACGCCCGGCCGGUGCUCUGCGCGACAGUGCAAGGCGCUGCGAUUCUUGCCACCUGGACGCAAGGGCACUAUGUGUGUCGCAUAGGAUGCUUGUCGCGAUUAUGUGUGACGGCCUUGUCAGCCAAGGCACAGCCGGUCUUCGUGGCGGCACGCCUAGUCCUGGCUGAGCGUGUGCUGCUGCCACUGAGCUUUGUGCUGCCGCUUUGGGGCACCUUCCUGCUUCUGCUGGGCUUGCUGUUCCUGGAGCAGUUCGUGCGGGUGGGCCUUCUAGCGGCCACCAAGUGGCUUCUCAUCGGCCGCUACAAGGAAGGAGAACACGACAUCUACAGCUUGAUGUACUUGCGGCAUUGGCUCGCGGAGCACAUGGCAAAGGGCACAAUCGUGGGCCAAAAUGCGCAUCAGGGCAGCAGCAUCGCCUUCCUCUUCAUGCGCAACUUGGCGCUCAAAGCCCUUGGAGCCAACGUGUCCCUCUCCUCUGUGAUCACGGCCCGCGUCGUGGCCUUCGACCUGGUGACGGUUGGGGACCUGGCGACUGUGCACGGGCCAAGGCACCUGACAGCUGUGAACUACGGCACCCGGCGCAUGGUUCUGAAGCGCGUCCGGGUUGGGGCUGGCGCCUACGUCGGGCCCAACUGCACGCUGGAGCCAGGUUGUGAGGUGGCUGCUGCUGGUUACGUGGAGCCUUUGUCAACGGUAUCCAGUGGCAUGGUUGUCGACGGCCGCGUCUGCGGCGUGCCCGCCCAGCCGGUGGCUGGCGCUGACGCUUCCCGUGUCCCCACACCGGCUGAGGCCCGUCGCUUCCGCUGCGCCGCGGCGGCCUUCGCGACGGGCUACUGGCUGUUGCUGCUUCCGAAGGCCUUGGUGCCUCUUCUGGGCGUCUUCUUCCUUCAGCUGCUAAGCAGUGACUACCCCUUCAACAAGCCCGAGCAGGUGGAAGAGCACGUGAUGCAAAGCGAGCACAUGGAUGCACUGCCCAGUCAGCUCUUCAAGAUGUUUUGCUGGGUGCCACUGAUGGCCUUUGGAGUCUCUAUGAUCAACACCAUCGGCCAGCUGUUCGGGACCGCGCUUCUGUGCAGGGUACUGCCCAAGGUCAAGCCGCCGUGUACCUACUCGCUGGUGAGCAUCCGCGCCCAGAUUGCGGCGCUCAAGAUGUCGAUGGUGCUGCAGGCAUCGGAGAUGCUUGCUGAUGCGUCCAUCGUGCCGGCCUUCAUCCGCCUCUGCGGCGCAACUUUCGGGCACGGCUGCGCGAUGGGUUUGCAGGUGACGCUACCGGAAACCCUGGUCGUGGGCAACGGCUGCUUCUUCGCCACGGGCAACAUCUUGACCUCCGUGGAUGUAGACCGAGGCCAGUUCAAGGUGCCGUGCAUCACCUACAUGAGUGACCACACCUUCCUGGGCAACCACAACCACCUGCCGCAGGGCCUUCCCGAGGGCAGCUUCUGCGGAGUGGGCACUUGGCUUCCGGAAAGACCCACGGAGCCGAACAUGAGCUACUUCGGCAAUCCGGCGAUGAAGUUCAGGCGCCUCAGCAGCCAGGCUCCGGCUGGGGCCGGCAAGGUGAACCAGGGCCCGGAGCCCGCCAGCUGCCUGGCGCGCUUCUGGCAUCACUUCAGCACCAGCAUCCUGGACGUCUUCCUCUACCGGGGCGUGCAGGGCAUGGUGACGGCAGCUGCUUUCGUGACGAGCCGUGUGCUGGUGCCGGACAUCACUGGAGUUGGGAAAGCCUUUGAGGUGCUGGGCAUCUACAUUGCCUUUGCUCUCGGAUCGUGGUAUGUCUUCUCCGUUCUCCUUGGCAACCUGCUCUUCAACGGCAGCGCCCCGCGCUCCAACGUCUCCUUGCCUUCAUCAUAUGAGGGCUUCGAUACAUCCCAGUCCCAGACGGCCCAGUAUAGGCCUUGGCCCCGAACUGAGUCUGAGGCCUACUACUCCACGACCGUGACCCGGUGGUUCACGGCGCUGACGGCGCAGCAGCGCGUCUUCAAGCUACCCUUCCAGACCGCCGGAAGCCGAUGGCAAGCGCCCAUCUUGCGGCUGCUGGGCGCCAAAGUGGGCAGGCGCUUCUUCUGCAUGAAUGAACUUGUCCUCGUCGAUGCGCCCUUCACGGAGAUCGGGGACGACGUGACCGUGGACUACGAUGGGCAGGUGAGAUGCCACUCCUUCGAGGACUUCCGCCUCAAGUUCACCGGCUACAAGAUUGGAAACGGCGUAACCAUCAUGAGCGGCGCCAGUGUGACUCGGCAGCUACUGGCGAAGCCUCACGUGGAAAGGCGGCUCGGCUGCAAGAUUUUUUACCCCGAUAUACGAGCAGCAAAUGUGAAGGCUGUACUUCUCUGGCUAGGCAGCAACCUGUUUUUGGAUGUUGUAGGUGCGCCAGCUGCAGCAGUGGAUGACUUAGAGCGUGCGCUUCCAGGCUGGGCAGAGAGCGGAGGGAGCCAGGGCCACGAAAAACUGCUGCUGAGCGGUCACCGUUGCAGGUCCCACAUUGCUGAAGACCCGGCCAGCAGCGCGUAA
Symbiodinium sp. CCMP2592 is the source of this 5511-nucleotide messenger RNA. NCBI's taxonomy places the organism in Eukaryota, Dinophyceae, Suessiales, Symbiodiniaceae. The record is from the annotation of a GenBank genome assembly.